AUGGCAGGCUGGAACCAGACGGAUUUGGCCAGCAUGUCCCAGACUGAAUUCCUCCUGCUUGGAUUCCCUGGGGUCCAAGAGUCCAGAUUCCUCCUCUUCAUCCCUUUUUUCUGCCUGUACCUACUGAUUAUCACUGCAAACUCCAUCCUCAUCUACACUGUGAGGGUGGAGGAAAGCCUCCAUGCCCCCAUGUACCUGCUGAUCGCUCUGCUGCUUACUGUCAACCUCUGCAGCUCCAGCACGUUUGUGCCCAGGAUGCUGCUGGGUUUCAUCUUUGAUCUCAGCCACAUCUCCCUGGGGGGCUGCCUGGCACAGAUGUUCUUCCUGUACUUCUUCAUCAUGCUGGAUUGCAACAUCCUCCUCCUCAUGGCUUUGGACAGGUACGUGGCCAUCUGCAGCCCACUGCGCUACGCGGACAUAAUGACCAGAAAAUACCUGGCCAAGUUAUCCCUGGCUGCAGUGGUGAGGAGCAUCUCUUUUGUCAGCCCAGUGGUGAUCCUGGCAUCCAAGGUGCAUUUUUGCCACUCUAAUGUCAUCGAGCACUUCGUCUGCGAGCACAUGGCCUUGAUGAGCCUGUCCUGCGGGGACAUCGCCAGGAACAAGAUUGUAGGACUAACCAUGAGAGCCAUCACCAUCACCUUUGACUUGGGCUUCCUCCUGACAUCCUACUGCAGGAUAAUCCGUGCGGCCCUGAAAAUUGCUUCUGGGAACAUCUGGCACAAAGCCUUCCACACGUGUGCCACCCACCUCAUGGUCAUCCUGACAACUUACCUCUCCAGCCUCUGCUCCUCGAUAGCAUACCGCAUGGGGAAGUCCAUCCCUGGGGACGUGCACAACCUGAUCAGCGUGACAUACCUGUUACUGCCGUGUGUUAUCAAUCCUAUCAUCUACGGUGUGAGGACCAAAGAGAUCAGGGAGCACCUGCUAAAACUGCUGAAGAAAAGAGGGUUGGUUUCAAUCCCCUUUAAGUGGGUAGCUACAAGCGAGCAGAGAUAA
Messenger RNA from Dromaius novaehollandiae (emu), 996 nucleotides. RefSeq names its product olfactory receptor 52K1-like. Gene Ontology annotation, molecular function: G protein-coupled receptor activity; olfactory receptor activity. The record is from RefSeq and is a predicted model, not a curated record. The transcript has a single exon. Gene Ontology annotation, cellular component: plasma membrane. Gene Ontology annotation, biological process: G protein-coupled receptor signaling pathway. Bases 1 to 996 code for a protein of 331 amino acids. NCBI's taxonomy places the organism in Eukaryota, Metazoa, Chordata, Aves, Casuariiformes, Dromaiidae.